GGCGCGUCCCCGCCCCCCGCGCCCGCCCCCCGAUCGAGCCCCUCCGAGCCGGCCCUCCGUGGGGCCCUGUCGGGGGGCGAGGAGGUGCGCGCGCAAGUCUCGGUACCCUGGGGUUGCUGGUGGGGUUAGGCCCCAGGGCGAGCACCCCCUGUUUUGGGAGCUGGGGUCGACCGGGCCAGGGUUGCGUGUUUAUGGACUCUGAAGGGCCUUGAUUCUCCUGUUCCCAGGGGUUAAGACUGCCCGGUGGGACACAGCUCAUUGAAUGCUCAGGCAUCCAGAAGUGACUUGCGUGUUGAUACCUGUCUGUGGUGCAGUGCAAGUGGGGAAGAUGCCAAGCCUCUUCAAAAAAAAAAAAAAAAAUCUUCAGCUCUUCAGUGGUAGCUGCUCUCACAAGUGUGGUGGAAGGUUGGGUAGUGGUUCCAAUCCUUUCCAGCAUUUGGAGAAGAGUGCUGUCUUGCAGGAGGCACGCAUAUUCAACGAAACGCCCAUCAAUCCAAGAAGAUGCUUGCAUAUCUUGACAAAGAUUCUUUACUUACUCAACCAGGGUGAACACUUCGGAACUAUGGAAGCUACAGAAGCCUUCUUUGCAAUGACUCGAUUGUUUCAAUCUAAUGAUCAAACGCUGAGGCGGAUGUGCUACCUCACCAUCAAGGAAAUGGCCACCAUCUCUGAGGAUGUGAUCAUUGUCACAAGCAGUCUGACCAAGGACAUGACUGGAAAGGAAGAUGUAUACCGAGGCCCAGCCAUCAGGGCUCUCUGCAGAAUCACAGAUGGAACAAUGUUGCAAGCCGUUGAAAGGUACAUGAAGCAGGCCAUUGUGGAUAAAGUAUCCAGUGUAGCCAGCUCAGCGCUGGUCUCUUCCUUACACAUGAUGAAGAUAAGCUAUGAUGUGGUUAAACGAUGGAUAAAUGAAGCCCAAGAAGCUGCAUCAAGUGACAAUAUCAUGGUGCAGUACCAUGCACUAGGAGUGCUCUAUCACCUUAGGAAGAAUGAUCGGCUUGCUGUCUCCAAGAUGUUAAAUAAGUUUACCAAAUCUGGUCUCAAAUCACAGUUUGCAUACUGUAUGCUGAUUCGAAUUGCUAGUCGCUUACUGAAAGAAAGCGAGGAUGGUCAUGAAAGUCCACUCUUUGAUUUCAUUGAGAGCUGCUUGCGAAAUAAACACGAAAUGGUUAUUUAUGAAGCUGCUUCUGCCAUUAUUCAUCUUCCCAACUGUACUGCAAGAGAGCUGGCACCUGCUGUCUCAGUUCUUCAACUUUUCUGUAGCUCUCCUAAACCAGCCUUGAGAUAUGCAGCUGUGAGGACCCUGAACAAGGUGGCAAUGAAGCACCCCUCUGCUGUUACUGCCUGCAAUCUGGACUUAGAAAACUUAAUCACAGACUCAAACAGGAGCAUUGCUACCCUGGCCAUUACAACAUUGCUCAAAACAGGAAGCGAGAGCAGUGUAGACAGGCUUAUGAAGCAGAUAUCUUCUUUUGUGUCUGAAAUCUCAGAUGAGUUCAAGGUGGUGGUCGUGCAGGCCAUCAGUGCUCUCUGUCACAAGUACCCUCGGAAGCACAGCGUCAUGAUGACUUUUCUUUCCAACAUGCUUCGAGAUGAUGGAGGUUUUGAAUACAAAAAGGCCAUUGUGGACUGCAUAAUCAGCAUUGUGGAAGAGAACCCUGAGAGUAAAGAAGCUGGUCUAGCCCACCUCUGUGAAUUCAUUGAGGACUGUGAACAUACCGUUCUGGCUACUAAAAUUCUCCACUUAUUGGGCAAAGAGGGCCCUAGAACUCCUGUUCCCUCCAAGUAUAUCAGAUUCAUUUUUAAUAGGGUGGUCCUGGAGAAUGAGGCUGUCAGAGCUGCUGCUGUGAGUGCUUUGGCUAAAUUUGGGGCUCAGAAUGAGAGCCUUCUCCCCAGCAUCCUUGUACUCUUACAAAGGUGUAUGAUGGAUACUGAUGAUGAGGUACGGGACCGAGCUACCUUCUACCUGAAUGUGCUACAGCAGAGACAGAUGGCCCUGAAUGCUACAUAUAUCUUCAAUGGUCUGACAGUCUCUAUACCAGGGAUGGAAAAGGCCUUACACCAGUAUACAUUGGAGCCUUCAGAAAAACCCUUUGAUAUGAAGUCAAUUCCUCUUGCUAUGGCUCCUGUCUUUGAGCAGAAGUCAGAAAUUACACUUGUGACUCCUAAGCCAGAGAAGUUGGCUCCUUCCAGGCAAGACAUUUUCCAAGAACAGUUAGCUGCCAUUCCUGAGUUUAUGAACCUGGGACCCUUGUUUAAGUCUUCUGAGCCUGUGCAGCUUACAGAAGCAGAGACAGAGUAUUUCGUUCGCUGUGUGAAGCACAUGUUUACUGACCAUAUUGUAUUCCAGUUUGACUGUACCAACACUCUAAAUGACCAGCUGCUGGAGAAAGUAACAGUGCAGAUGGAACCAUCCGAUUCCUAUGAAGUGCUGUGCUGUAUCCCAGCUCCCAGCCUCCCUUACAAUCAGCCAGGAAUAUGCUACACACUUGUUCGAUUGCCAGAUGAAGAUCCUACAGCAGUUGCAGGCACCUUUAGCUGUACCAUGAAGUUCACAGUCCGGGAUUGUGACCCUAAUACUGGAGUUCCAGAUGAAGAUGGAUAUGAUGAUGAAUAUGUGCUGGAAGAUCUUGAAGUAACUGUGUCUGAUCAUAUUCAGAAGAUACUAAAACCUAACUUCGCUGCUGCCUGGGAAGAGGUGGGAGAUGCCUUUGAAAAAGAAGAAACCUUUGCCCUGAGCUCUACAAAAACCCUUGAAGAAGCUGUCAACAACAUCAUCACAUUUCUUGGUAUGCAGCCAUGUGAGAGGUCAGAUAAAGUCCCCGAGAAUAAGAACUCCCACUCCCUCUAUCUAGCAGGUGUAUACAGAGGUGGCUAUGACUUAUUGGUGCGGUCCAGGCUGGCCCUAGCUGAUGGAGUGACCAUGCAGGUGACUGUGAGAAGCAAAGAGAGAACGCCUGUGGAUGUUAUCUUGGCUUCUGUGGGAUAAGUUCUUGCUGGGAAGGGUGAUGUUGCUAUGCCCUCCCUAUUGGUGGUUUUUAGGCUAGUGGCAUGAUCUUCCAAGAAUCACACAUAAAGAUUAAUAAUGAUGACUUUGAAGAAGCAAAUCCAAGUGUUUGGCCCUGCGCCAGCAGAUCAAACAUCUGUCUGUCUGUCUGUCUUUGAGCAUGAGCUUUAGAGUUUCUUCCCUCAUCUCAUGUCUCACUCACUCAGCCUCGGUGCGACAAUGCAGCUUUGAGUGGGCUUGAAAAUCAGAUACUACUUAUGCUAUUCUACAGCUGCUUAGCUUCAUUAUAUGCUUCUAUUUAAUGUGUGAAAAACUCUUGGCAAUGCUGGAAAAUUUUAUCCCAGAAGGGUGGAGGGGGAGGGGAAGCCGGAAUCCAUUUUUGUCACAGUUUGUUUUUAUUAAUAGAAAAUAAACACUCAUUCAUUCCAGUUUCAAAGUUGCUAUACUUGAAAUUUCUAAUUUAAAAAACGAAUUUAAAAUAAUCAAUAAUGCUGCUUUAACUAAGUUAAAACUGUGGCUUAAAAAAGUAUUCAGCACCAUUUGCUCUUAGGUCUUUCAGAAUUUGUUCUUAAUGUCUCUGGAAACUUGCCUGUUUAAGUACAGGAGUUAUAUGAGAAAGCCUUUCUGAACAGCCAGCGGGAUGCUGAGCGGCCAUCAUAGAGGAGCCAAUGGACAUUCAUUCCGCACUUACAUGUCCCUUCCCCUCCACGUCAGCCCUGGAGGAGCUGCCCCUAGGCUGUUAUUUACUAUUCAGCUUGGACUUUCUAAACAGUAACAGUAAAUCUCUGGCACAGAUGCAGUUCUUAAUGCCUGGCAGUUUUAGGAAAUUCUGCAAAUAAUUUCAACCUGUUUAUUCACAAAUUCUAUAUAUAAUGAGGUUUUCUUCUUAGCAAGGGCCAACUGUUUGUAAAUAUAUACAUGAGUAUGCAAAUCAGUCUUAGACUCAUACUCAGAACACUGUAUUUACGCCAAUGUCUAUUUAGGUUCGAUGGGCUGGGGUGGGGAGAGUGCUGGGAACUGAACCCAAGGGCUUUAACAUGCUAGGCAGGCACACUACCACUGAGCUACUUCCCCAGCCCCCUAAGCCAAUGUCUGUUUUAACAAAAAUGUCUGUUAGAAGCAGCCGAUGAAACUAAAUGUAAAGGAGUGACAAGAUGAUCCCUCUCAUAAACUGUAACAGAUCCUGAAAGGGAGAUAGCAAGCUCCUCCCUCACUCUGUAUUCCAGUUAGGAUUGGGCCGGAAGGGAGCACUUCUAAAUAUUUUAAUAAAGUCCACAGAAACUGGG
Messenger RNA from Mus musculus (house mouse), 4293 nucleotides. It is a transcript of the gene Copg2, whose product is annotated as coatomer protein complex, subunit gamma 2. The transcript has 24 exons. Gene Ontology annotation, biological process: intracellular protein transport; intra-Golgi vesicle-mediated transport; vesicle-mediated transport. The coding region runs from base 263 to 2989 and encodes 908 amino acids. NCBI's taxonomy places the organism in Eukaryota, Metazoa, Chordata, Mammalia, Rodentia, Muridae. Gene Ontology annotation, molecular function: structural molecule activity. The record is from RefSeq and is a predicted model, not a curated record. Gene Ontology annotation, cellular component: membrane coat; COPI vesicle coat; Golgi membrane.